AUGCCUAGAGACCCUUUAAUUGGAAUUGUCGGAAAGCCUUCAAGUGGGAAAUCUACAACAUUAAACAAUGCUCAAGCAAAAACUGGGGCCUUUCCAUUUACCACCAUUGAUCCCAAUAAGGCAACUGGAUAUUUAAAAGUUGACUGUGCUUGUAGCCGAUUUCCUGAUAAGGUGGGUACCUGUAAGCCAAAUUAUGGUUGGUGUAAAGAUGGAAAACGUUAUGUACCUAUUAUGCUUCUUGAUGUUGCUGGAUUAGUUCCUGGUGCACACGAAGGCCGUGGUCUUGGAAAUAAAUUUCUUGAUGAUUUACGCCACGCAGAUUGUUUAAUACAUGUUGUUGAUGUUUCAGGAACCACAGAUGCUGAAGGAAAGGCUACUAGAGGAUACUCACCUAUAGCAGAUAUUGAAUGUGGCUACGGAAGCACAGCAAAUUUGGUGGCAAGAGCACUUAAAAGAAUCGAACAGCCAAUUGGUCCCUUAGAAGAUUGGACCAUGGACGAUGUAUUUACUGUUGUUAAAGCUUUUGUGGCAGAAAAGUUUCCAACGGUUCUUUCUUUAAACAAGAUUGAUCAUCCUGAUGCGGACAAAAAUAUUUCAAAAAUUUUAAGGAAAUUUCCUAACGCCAAAGUAGUUUUAAGUUCUGCUUUAACUGAGGUGUUUUUACGAAAACUUCAAAAACAGGGAUACAUCAAAUAUGAGCCUGGUACAGAGUUUGUCGACACCUACGAAGAUCUGGGCGCAGGAUGUGGUCUGAAACCUUUAGAUGAAAAGUUAAAAAACCAAAUCGAGCAUAUUAAAGACACUGUUUUAUAUCGAUUUGGAAGUACAGGUGUCAUGGAGACUCUACAAGCGUCGGCCGAAGUUUUAGGACUUAUACCAGUUUUUCCAGUUAAAAACUUUUCAAAGUUAGAUUUUCGUGAAUGCGUUUUGUUGAAAGAAAACACGACUGCUGGUAGUGCCGCACGAAAAAUUAUGGGCGAUGUUCCAAUUUCAGCAAUUGAAACCUAUCCAGGAAUUAAAAUCUCAGAAACCGACGAGAUAACUAGUGGUCAUAAUGAUAUAUUGUCCCCAAUUAACGUUGUUUCUACUUCUCCUGCUCAAGGAAGUUAUGUUGGUUCACCUUCUGGCUCAUUUGGCCGCCGCAGACUUUCAUAUACUGGCACUAGGGAACAAAAGGCUUUGAAACCAUUUUCUACCACUGAUAUCAAGGUUCUUCUUUUGGAGAAUGUUCAUCAAAAUGCGGUUGAGGCUUUUAAGUCUCAAGGUUACCAAGUUGAAUUUUACAAAUCCUCUCUUCCUGAAGACGAGCUUAUUGAAAAAAUUAAGGACGUUCAUGUUGUUGGUAUUCGCUCCAAGACACAACUUAACGAAAAGGUCUUGAAGGCAGCUCAAAAUCUUAUCGUUAUUGGAUGCUUUUGCAUUGGAACCAAUCAAGUUGCUCUUGAUUUUGCUGCUUCUAAAGGUAUCGCUGUUUUUAACUCUCCAUUCUCUAAUUCUCGCUCUGUUGCUGAGCUUGUAAUUGCUGAGAUUAUCACUCUUGCUCGUCAACUUGGUGACCGAUCCAUUGAGAUGCAUGCUGGAACUUGGAACAAGGUUUCUGCAAGAUGCUAUGAAAUCCGUGGAAAAACUCUUGGUAUUGUGGGUUAUGGACAUAUUGGUUCUCAACUUUCUGUUUUAGCUGAAGCUAUGGGUAUGACUGUCAUUUAUUAUGAUGUUAUCACCAUUAUGCCUCUUGGCUCAGCCAAGCAAGUACCCACUCUUGAAGCUCUCUUGCGUCAAGCUGAUUUCGUUACUCUCCAUGUUCCUCAGCUUCCAGAAACUUUCAAAAUGAUUUCAACUGCUCAGUUUGAUGUUAUGAAAGAGGGAUCCUACUUGAUCAAUGCUUCUAGAGGACACGUUGUCGAUAUUCCUGCACUUAUUGCGGCUAAGAAUAGUGGCAAGCUUGCCGGAGCUGCCCUUGAUGUUUAUCCUAAUGAGCCUGCUAAAAAUGGUGUUGGCUUGUUUAAUGAUUCUUUGAAUGAUUGGGCUUCUAGCCUUUGUCAGCUUUCUAAUAUUAUUCUCACACCUCAUAUCGGUGGCAGCACAUCCGAAGCUCAAGCUAGCAUUAGUAUUGAGGUUGGUGAUAAGCUUUCGAGAUAUGUCAAUGAAGGUUCUACUAAUGGCGCUGUUAACUUCCCUGAAGUUUCUUUACGCUCAUCACCUUCGGAUGAUAGCGACAAGGCUCGUGUUCUUUAUGUUCAUCAGAAUGUUCCUGGUGUUCUCAAGACGGUGAAUGAGAUUCUUUCUCAUCAUAAUAUUGAAAAGCAGUAUACUGAAAGUCAUGGUGAAAUUGCAUAUCUCAUGGCUGAUGUUUGCAACGUUAGUGAAUCUGGUAUUAAAGAACUUUAUGAUCAGUUGGAACAGACUCCUUUUAAGAUCACGACAAGAAUUCUUUAUUAA
Messenger RNA from Magnusiomyces paraingens, 2439 nucleotides. RefSeq lists its product as uncharacterized. The transcript has 6 exons. Gene Ontology annotation, molecular function: oxidoreductase activity, acting on the CH-OH group of donors, NAD or NADP as acceptor; NAD binding; GTP binding. Lineage: Eukaryota; Fungi; Ascomycota; Dipodascomycetes; Dipodascales; Dipodascaceae. The coding region runs from base 1 to 2439 and encodes 812 amino acids. The record is from RefSeq and is a predicted model, not a curated record.